Colletotrichum siamense is the source of this 1701-nucleotide messenger RNA. RefSeq names its product Protein phosphatase 2C-like protein 1. Bases 1 to 1701 code for a protein of 566 amino acids. Gene Ontology annotation, molecular function: protein serine/threonine phosphatase activity; cation binding. Gene Ontology annotation, biological process: protein dephosphorylation. The transcript has 3 exons. Lineage: Eukaryota; Fungi; Ascomycota; Sordariomycetes; Glomerellales; Glomerellaceae. The record is from RefSeq and is a predicted model, not a curated record.
AUGUUCGGCGGCGGCUCAAGUUCAGCGCCCAAGGCGGAGAGCGACUCCAAGGAAGAUCGCAAGUCGCCCUCGCCCGACUCCGAGAAGGCUCAGCCCAAGGCUACCGAUCAGGUCGUUAGCGGAGACAAGAGGAGUGGCAACAGCAGUCCCCCGGGACGUCAGACCGAUGGAGCCGCCGAUAAGAAACGCCGGGCUAGCGGCGUCUCGAGCAAGGCUGCCGGCCUGCUGGCUCACGCAAAGAACACAUUGAAUUUCUCUCAGGUUGGCCGAUCCAACUCGGAUGUGAGCGCGCAGACUCCUUUGCAGAAGCUGGGCAAGCAGGACCCCGCACUCGUCGUGCCCCAGGGUCAGCACAACAACUCGGCCGGAGAGUCUAUUCCCGGACCGCGUUCCACCUUCCGUGUCGGCGUCUGGGAAGAUAGGAACAAGAAGUGCCGCCGGACGAUGGAGGAUACCCACGCUUUCCUGUACAACUUCCUCUACACCCCGGCUCCUGACAUGGUCGAGACGGACAACGGAUACUUUGCCAUCUUUGAUGGUCACGCGGGAACUUUUGCGGCAGACUGGUGUGGAAAGAAGUUGCACAUCAUCUUGGAGGACACCAUCCGGAAGAACCCCAACGGCCCCAUUCCAGAGCUACUCGACCAAACCUUCACUUCAGUCGAUGCGCAGUUGGAAAAGCUCCCUCUUAAGAACAGUGGAUGCACCGCUGCUGUCGCUGUGUUGCGUUGGGAGGACAGAGUACCAAGUGAUCGAUCUGCGACUGGUUCUCAGGCCAUUGCGCCGGCCACCGCAGCGGCCACCAAGGCUGUCAAGUCAAACUCAGAGGAGCCCACCGGCGAUAAGGCCGCCUCUGCGAACAGCCCGGAGGCUGCACACGCCAAGUUGAAGAGCUCGGCUAGCCGCCAGCGCGUUCUUUACACGGCCAACGUCGGAGACGCACGCAUCAUCCUCUGCCGCUCUGGCAAAGCCUUGCGUUUGUCAUACGAUCACAAGGGUAGUGAUGAGAAUGAGGGUAAACGUAUAGCUAACGCUGGCGGUCUGAUACUCAACAACCGCGUCAAUGGCGUGCUGGCUGUCACGAGAGCCCUUGGCGAUACCUAUAUGAAGGAUCUUGUCACCGGGCACCCGUACACAACCGAGACCGUUAUUCAGCCUGAGAGUGACGAGUUUAUCAUUAUAGCAUGUGAUGGACUUUGGGAUGUUUGCUCUGACCAAGAAGCGGUUGAUCUCGUUCGCAAUAUAGAGGACCCGGUUGAGGCUUCGAAGCUUCUGGUCGACCAUGCGUUGAAUCGUUUUAGUACCGAUAAUUUGUCUUGUAUGAUUGUACGUUUGGACAAGGCUGCGCUGUUAGAGAGCCAAAACGACAAGGAAAGCUCCAUUGGCGUGGAGCGACCUCCGACGACUGCGGCCAAGGUCAGCGAGGCUGAGAAGAUCGUUUCAGAGACGAAGAAAAAGAUUGCGGACGGUGGAACGCCUGCUAUUGGCGUGUCGGCGAGCAACAGUGGACGCGGACAUGACCCGGCGUCCAUUGACAAUGGGGACUUCAAGCCCACGACGUUAGAUGGGACGCUCGAGGAAGAGCCCGGACCCAUUGAAGAAAAAACUGAGUCUCCGGAGAUCGCCCGCGAUGCUCCUCCUGCACCUUUACCUACGGAGGUGGAGCAGACUGACACGGCCGCCAAGGCGAAGAAGGCCUAG